Trichobilharzia szidati is the source of this 2427-nucleotide messenger RNA. Lineage: Eukaryota; Metazoa; Platyhelminthes; Trematoda; Strigeidida; Schistosomatidae. The record is from the annotation of a GenBank genome assembly.
AUGGCCAAUUCAGUUGAGUUGGAAAAAGAUGCUGAGUUGUUCAAGAAACUUGCAGUAGAACAAGAGUCUGAAGGGCACUACGGAUCAGCUGCUUUCUUUUACACAGAAGCUGCUCAAGCUUUGUUGAAUUCCCUUGAGGCCGGUUCUACUACUGAAGGCUUACUAGAGUUAGCUCAACAGUACAGCGAUAAAGUUAAAGAGCUGAAGUCAAAAAUUGCUAUGGAAAAUGUUCCAGCAAUAGAUACUAACAUCAAGAAAAGCAAAGCUGACUUAGCGAGAGCGCGUUGUUUACUGAAUGAUGCCGUAUCUGAAGAUGAGAAAGGGAACAUUUCUGAAGCAAUCGAACUUUAUACGUUGGCUGUAGAAUUACUUUUAUCCCUGAAAAAAGACGUCGGUGAUGGUUAUAUGCUCCAGCAAAUUCAGAAGUUUGCCAAAGAGGGUUUAGAUCGUGCUGAGAUUUUGAAAUUACGUGUAAACGAAGCACAAACUUUACAUUUCGAUACUGGAUCUACGUACAGUAAUUCUGCUUCGCAGAAAAUGGCUGCGCCCAGAAGACCACCUGCUUUUCCCAGGACAGGCCCAGGUGGCUUUUCUCUGGAGGAAUUAAAGGUUUUAAAAGCAACAUCUAUAAUUAAUGGUCGUGAGUACCUACCGUUUUUGGAUUCAAUUGAUCUACGUGAACGAUUUUCAUUCGCAACUCCUUUUGUUGAUAAAGAUGGCCUUCUAGCGUUAUCUAGCAAGCAGACAUCUUUAUUAAGCCGUUGGGUUCGUCCUUCUGAAUAUAUUGAUCAACCAAAGAUGAUUUUGGCUAUAUCAUGUUUUUCAAUAUGUCAAACAGUCGUUACUGAUUGUUCAUUUGUUGCCUCGAUAGCUAUUGCUGCUCAAUAUGAAAGACGUUUUAAAAAAAAACUGAUCACAAAUGUUAUUUAUCCUCAAGGCAAAAAUGGCGAAGCUGUUUACAAUCCAUGUGGGAAAUACAUGAUACGCCUAAAUUUCAAUGGUGUUCCUCGUAAAGUCAUUGUAGACGAUUUAUUACCAAUGGGAAAAGAUGGAAAACUCUUAUGCUGUUUUUCUAAUAAUCAUAAUGAAUUAUGGGUAUCCUUAUUAGAGAAGGCGUACAUGAAAGUGAUGGGAGGAUAUGAUUUUCCUGGAUCGAAUUCGAAUAUUGAUUUACAUGCUUUAACUGGUUGGAUUCCAGAACGUAUAUCCAUCCGAUCUAGUUCAUCUGUUUUUGAUAAAGACAAAGAAUUUCGUCGUCUUUUAAGUCGAUUUCACCAAGGUCAUUGUUUAGUUACUAUAGCGACUGGACAAUUAUCUGAUGAAGACAGUGAACGUUCUGGAUUAGUUCCAACUCAUGCAUAUGCUAUGCUGGAUAUACGAGUAGUAGAUGGUUAUCGUUUAUUCUUAUUAAAAAAUCCCUGGAGUCAUAUGCGUUGGAAAGGCAAUUUCUCAGAACGUGAUUCUCAACACUGGACUGAAAGUAUGCAGGCUAAAUUGAAUUUUGAUAGAUCAUCUGCUCAAUUAAUUGAUAAUGGUGUCUUCUGGAUAGAUUAUGAUUCAUUAUGCCAUUUUUUUGAUGUCUUUUAUAUCAAUUGGGAUCCUGAGCUAUUUCAGUAUACUACAUGUGUUAAUGAUUGUUGGUUGGCUGGAUCUGGCCCGAAGAAAGAUUCCUAUGCAAGUGCUGAGAAUCCACAAUACACCCUUGAAGUUACCGCUAAAGUUGAAUCGCCUAUUUGGAUCCUCUUAACAAGGCAUAUUGUAGAUAAGGCAGAUUUUGCAGAGAAUAAAGAAUUUAUUGCAGUUGUUGUGUAUAAAGAUGUUAAAUCCCGUAAAGUCUACUAUCCUUAUGAUCCUGAACCACAUCGUGAUUCUGUACGUAUCAAUAGUCCGCAUUGUUUAGUCAAAAUGCUGCAAGAUCCUGGCACUUGUAAUUACGUUUUGCUGAUUUCACAAUAUGAAAAGUCGAAUACAAUUUUUUAUACACUUCGUGUUUAUUCGACUGCUCCGUUUAAACUAUCGAAAAUUAUAGAUCCUUAUACAAUAUCGAAACAAAUUACAGGUGAAUGGAACAUUUUAAACGCUGGUGGUUGCAUUAAUGAUAAAGAAAAGUAUAAAAUUAAUCCACGAUUUAAACUUGAAUUGCUAAACAAUGACUUUGAUAAUCAAAUACUCAUUGAAUUACGUGGACCCAGAGAUUAUGCCUUGGGUAUUGAACUGAUUCGUAUAUCUGCUACAAAUGAUCAGGCACCUAACCAUCAGGAACGACUGACUACUGGAGAUUACAGAAGGGGGUAUGUCGUUCUGGAGCAAGCUGGUUUAUCUGGAGGUGUUUACAAUAUAGUUGUAUCCACUUACCGACCUGGUCAAGAAGGACCAUUUAUUUUAUCUGUCAAAUCUAUGCGUGACUUCACGAUAACCGCUGUAUGA